UCCUGAAAGCUUUGCGAUAAGGCUCCUUCUUUCCGGAUGCAGUGACUAAGUCAGGCUAUUCGAGAUAUUCCUGUUUAUAAGGUGUGAUCCGAGAGGCUUAACGAUAGUAUAAGCACAAUUGUUAAGAGUUGAGCCUGUGUAGGGCAUGUAGUGUGGACACAAAGCUGAGGUACAGUGGCAUCAUUGCUGAAAAAGUUGUGUUGAGUCAACUUUGGCGCCUUGGCUGCAUGCCACAACCCUUCGUGGAGGAGGCAGCUUCCAUGCCUCUCAGUACCUACUACUCCCCUGGACGUGACCAUCUGCAGAGACACGGGGCUUAUCCAUGCUUAUACGACCACUGAAAAAAUAAUAGACGCCAAUUCUCCUAUGUUCUCGCAUCACGAUAAUCUAAUCUCUGAAGAUUUGGUGUCAAUUGGUUUAGGAGAUACAGAGAGAAGAUGACCCCUUAUGAAGCUCUCUUUAAGCCUCUAGGACUGCAGGGUGCAAUGCCAUGAAUUAAAUUAACUUUUAUACUCACUUGCAAAAAAAAAAGAGUUGACAUUUGUCAGAUGAUAUACCUUUUUAAAACCUUGUAAAAUCUCACUGAAAUUUUGGUGCGAUUAAAAUUUGAAGUUGGAACUAUUUGGACUGCAACAUACAAUUUAAAUAUGUGUAACUGAACUCUGUUAAUUGAAUAGUUGGCUAAAGCUUUGUCACAUAGCCGGAUGUUAGGUUUGUGUGUCUAUAUGUAGUUGUAGAUAACUGGAGAAAGUGGUCUAAGUGGAAACACACACAAAGCUAAAGGAUGGCCCCUGAGAUUCAUGCAGUGGUGCGUGCUACCCAGGCCUGGCUGCAGUCCUCCCGGCACAUCCAGGUGCCCUUUGCCUGGCUGGAGGCCUGUGUGGAGUGGCUACAAGAAGAGGCAGGAGGAGCGGGUCAUCUGUCACAGCAGCAAGUAAACCAACAGGCACUGGACCAGUGGCUUUUGACAGACCUGAGGGAUUUAGACUAUCCUGUUCUCCCUGAGGGGAUCGCUCAGGCCCAGAAGACUGAACUCAGCGGCAUCUUCUGCGUGCAGGUUGACUCGUUACUGGACAUCAGUCAGCCUGCGUAUGGUCAGCUGCAGAAGUUGAGGGGCACAGACUGUGCGAACGACGAGGUGUCUGCAGUCACACAGGCCACCCAGAGGCCCUGGGAAACCAGAGCAACGCGCAUGCUGCUAUUGCAGCUAACAGAUGGAGUCCAGAGCUUGGAGGCGAUGGAGUACGAGUCUAUCCCUGCACUCAGCGCAGCUCUCAGGCCUGGUGUGAAGCUGCAGUUGCAGGGACAGAUUGUUUGCAGACUUGGGGUGCUUUUGUUGGGGCCGACCAAUGUUAAGGUCCUGGGUGGUGAGGUGGAGGACCUGGUGGACAGGAAUAACCAGGGCAGGGUGCUGUGUCGGACGCUAGGACUUCCUGAGGAGCAGCAGCAGGAGGGGGAGGAGGCCCCACCGGCACCACGACAACAAGGUAACGAGGAAAUGGAGGACCUGGAGCUCGAUGAUGCAGACUUGCUGGCCAGUCUGGAGGCCCAGGAGGAGGUGGAAAGGGCUCGGACUGAACCGAGUCGAGACAGUGGCUACGGGACACUCAGCGAGCCAUCCACGCAGUCCUUGAGAAGCUCCUCCAUCAGGAGCCUUGUCUCAACAGCCUCAUCCAGAAGUGAAGCCUCUGCCCGCUCUCACAGAAGUGGUAUGACCCAGAGCGACAGAGGUGGUUCAGCCCAAGGUCAUCGCUACGGUAAUGAACAAGAAGAUUCUGACCUCUUUGACCCUUUACCUUCUGAUCACUUGAUUGAGCCAGAGAUCCCAGAUGACAACAUGGCGGACGAUGAAUUUCCUGAUGAAGACUUUGACGAUCUUCCCCUGGAUGAGUUGGAUGAUGUGAUUUUUCAAGAAUGUGCAAAUGUUCCUGACAGCAGUGCACCACAGAACAACAACAGGAUAACAGGAAAUCCUAACCGAGCAACAAAACCCCACACUUUGAACGGCUCUGGGUCAUGGCUUGGUUCUAGCAACUCCAGAUCUGUAGAGCCAUCGCAUGAAUCAGAAUUUGUUGCUAACAAUGAGAGUGACUUCAUGGAUGAUGACAUGGACUGCUUCAUCACAGAGAUACAAUCUGAGAGGACUGGAGGGGCACACCAGCUUCCUGUUCAGCAAGGACCUAGUAGAGACAGAGAGAGCGCUACCAACAAAACAGACACUUCAGGCUCCAGUGGUCGACUUACCAGUGACUCAUCAAAAAGUGUAUCACCUCAGGGGCAAAGUUGCACCUCAAGCACUGCUCUUACUCUCACUUCUCCACCUUUUACAUAUUUGUGCUUUCUGGAAGAGAUGAUGUCCAAACCACACAAGCACACCACAAAGAUCCAUGUCAAAGCUUUCAUUGUGACUCUCUUGGGGAGGUUGAGCAGCAGCAAUGGCCUUUGGCGUAUCUGCGCCUCGAUAUCCGAUGGAACUGGUUACCUUGAUGUUGAGCUGUCCGACGAGGUUCUGACAGGCCUGCUGGGUUUCUCUGUGGCGGAGAAGGGGGCUCUGAAGCGAGACCCGGCUCGCAGAGGUGAGCUGGACACUGGGAUGAUGAGAUGUCAGCAAGAGUUGGUGGACAUGUGCUGUGUUAUGACUAUCGAAGUUGAAGCAGAGGGCAGAAAAGCGGUAGUAACUAAGGCACAACCUGUCGAUGAGAAAGUUCUUCAGGAGCUGGAGCAGAGGGUGAGAGAUGGGAGAAAAUAAAUACAGAGAGGUUGAGGGGAAGUGGGCAAUAAAGAGAAAUUACAUGCAGUGGAGAAGUAUAUUGCCCUUAAGCAGAGAUGAAAACAAAACAAAAAUGAGACAUAUACAACUUUGUGCAUCAGUAUUGCCUUGAACGUUUUGCCUCAUCCAAUGAAACGAAGGUAUUUUUUUUCAGGAUUGGUAAUCAACCUGCCCCUCUGCUUCAGAUUUAGAGAGCAGAAUGUGUGAGCUGGAUGUCUGAUGAUCAGUAAGCAGUUGUCGCAGUGCAUCCCAUCUGCUAUAUGUGAAUGUGGCAUUCUGUCAUCUGUCAUUAGAUGUUUUCAUUCAUCUAAUCUGCAUCCUUCCCAUGCGAAAAGAUUACAGAUGGAAAAUGAAUCUGUACUUAAUUGUAUGUAACAAAAGUAUGUAAAGCAUGUGAACUGAGAGAAGGGAAUGGGGCGGUGGAGGAAGAGUUCAUAUUCUGAUUGUUGUAAUGAAUUGCCAGCCUUUGCAUUCAUUCAGUACAUCCAUUACUUCUGACUGAAAAAUGAUUGAACAUCCAAGGGCAAGUGUGAGUCUUCAAUAAACUCCCCCAGAGUUGAAUGAGAGGAAAGGAGGAUAAAGGAGAGGCCAUGAGCUUUGAUUAUUUCUGUUCAUUACAGAGACUCAUCUAUGGUUUUGUCUUCAGUGAAUACAUAUACCACACAUUGUUGCUUUGUCUGUAUUUUAUUGUAUAUUGAAAUAAAUUUGUUCUGAAGGUUU
Messenger RNA from Larimichthys crocea (large yellow croaker), 3490 nucleotides. RefSeq names its product RMI1, RecQ mediated genome instability 1, homolog (S. cerevisiae) (gene rmi1). The record is from RefSeq and is a predicted model, not a curated record. Gene Ontology annotation, molecular function: nucleotide binding. Bases 785 to 2749 code for a protein of 654 amino acids. The transcript is spliced from 9 exons. Lineage: Eukaryota; Metazoa; Chordata; Actinopteri; Sciaenidae. Gene Ontology annotation, biological process: double-strand break repair via homologous recombination; resolution of meiotic recombination intermediates. Gene Ontology annotation, cellular component: RecQ family helicase-topoisomerase III complex; nuclear body.